AUGGCCGGUCUCCAAAAACUUUCCGGAGUGGUAGUGGAAGCAUGGAACGGCACACGGCGGUCCAUCAAUGCCUCGGCCAAGGGCAUCGCCACGUCCACCGAGACUGCCGUCUCCAAGAUGGGGGACGGUCUGGACAGCGUGAACAAGCGACUGGACAAGAUGUCCAUGCGCCUGAACAACUGGGCGGACGGCAAUAGGAUUGGGCGGUACUUUCGCUUCAGGGAGCGCAAUGCAAAGUUUACGGUGGAGCUCCGGGCCGGGACCAUCACCUUCCUCAUGGUGGCGUACAUCCUGGCGGUGAACCCCAACAUCCUGCAGGCCACGGGCGGCACUUGCUCCCCUGCGGAGAACUGCAACCAGGCCAACAGCGAGCUGAUGGGCGCGGCAUGCCUGUCCAACGUCACCGACCCGCUGGCGGUGGAUUGCUUGGCCAACCUGCAGCGCAACCUGAUCACCGCCACCGCCGCCUCCUCCCUCAUCUCCACCUUUGUGAUCGGCGCGCUUGCCAACCUGCCCCUGGCCCUGGCCCCCGGCCUGGGCGUGAACGCGUACGUGGCCUACCAGGUGAUUGGCGUGUACGGCCGCGGCGAGCUGACCUACCAGCAGACCAUGGCCACCAUCUUUGUGGAGUCCUGGAUCUUCAUCCUGCUGUCCAUCACCGGCGUGCGCGGCGGCAUCAUCAAGUUCAUGCCCAAGACCGUGGCCCUGGCCUCCUCCGUCGGCAUCGGCCUGCUGCUGGCCUUCACCGGCCUGCGCAACCUGGACGUGGUGGUGUUCGACUCCUCCACCCUGGUCCAGCUGGGCGGCUGCACCGACCGCUCCCAGACCUACGUGUACAGCUUCGACGCGCCGCUGACCCCCGCCACGGGGGCCAACGCCACGGCCAUCGUGCUGGCCACCGCUGACGUCUUCGGCUGCUCCGGCGGCCAGAUGCGGUCCGCCACCAUGUGGCUGGGCAUCGCCGGCGGCUUCAUCUCCGCCCUCUGCCUCUACGUCGGCGUCAAGGGCGCGCUCAUCAUCGGCAUCGCCUUCGUCACCGUCAUCUCCUGGAUCCCGGGGCACGCCGCAACCUACCUGGGCGCCACCUCCGCCAUCCCCGGGGGCGAGGCCCGCCUCCAGGUGUUCCGCAAGAUCGUGGCCGCGCCCACCCUGGACGCCACGGGCCUGGCCUGGAGCUGGGACGCGUUUGACACCAGCGAGCUCUGGGUCGUGCUCAUCACCCUGCUCUACAUCGACCUGCUGGACUGCACGGGCACCCUGCUCUCCAUGGCCCACGUCCUGGACUCCGUGCUCCCCGGCUUCCUGGACGAUGCGGGGGAGUUCCCGGGCCAGAUGUGGGCGUUCCUGGCCGACGGCAUCGGCAUCCUCAUCGGCAGCAUGAUGGGCACCACCCCGCUCACCGUCUUCAUCGAGUCGGCGGCGGGGAUCGAGGACGGCGGGCGCACGGGGCUCACCGCCAUCACCGUCUCCAUGUACUUCUUCAUCGCCCUCUUCUUCUCCCCCGUCCUGGCCAGCAUCCCGCCCUACGCCACAGGCGCCGCCCUCGUCCUGGUCGGCGCCAUCCUCAUCGGCCACGUCAACCGCAUCGAGUGGGACAACAUCGGGGAGGCCAUCCCCGCCCUCCUCACCAUCAUCCUCAUGCCCAUGACCUACUCCGUGGCAUACGGUGUGAUCGCGGGGCUGUCCAGCUACAUUGCCAUCCACGCCCCCUUCUGGCUGUGGGACAUGAUCAUGCGCCGGCUGCGCCCGCCCGACGAAGACGCGGGGGGGUCCUCGCGCAUGCGCCACAGCAACCUGUACAUCCGGCGCAAGGCGCUGCAGGGCUCUUCCUUUGGCGGCAACGGCUUCGGCGCGCCCUCCGAAGAUGAGUCGUACGUUACCACCAACAGCCAGCGCAGCGGGCUGCCGCACUCCAUCUCCCUGGGCAUGCGCAGUGUGCAGGGCCUGGGCUCCCCCCAGACCUCGGUGUUCGAGGCGGGGGAGGAGGCGGCGGCGGCGCUGGCCAACCGCGGGCGCGGCCGCUCCUUCACCAACUUCCGCAUGUCCUUCGACCCCAGCCCCCACCGAGCGCCCUCGCCCCUGCCCCUCGCCGCCUCGCGCCAGAACUCCUUCAUCGCCGGCGUGCUGCCCCCGGGCAUCAGCGAGACCGAGCUGGCGGGCCUGUCCGGGCCGGGCGGGCGGUCCAUCAGGAAGGUGGUGCCGCGCCCGCUGGCACAGCAGCGCACCUCUGUCGGCACGGGGGUGGAGCUGGCGCCGCGGAGCGGCGUGCUGCGCUCCAGCAAGAGCAUGGGCCCGGGCGUUGGGCAGGCCCCCGCUGCCGGAGGCUUCAGCCUCUUCCCAGAGGUCAGCAGCGUGUCGGCGGACGCGGAGGUGCCCGGCAAGGCUGCCGGCGGCUUCAAGCUGUUUGGCGACCUCUUUGGUGACAUCCAGCCCCUGGGUGAGGCGAGCGACGAUGCAGAGGCCGCGGAGGAGGGUGCCAAGGGGGGCAGCGACGGGACCUCGACCUCGCGCUCCGAGGACGGCAGCGCAGGGGGGGAGACCAGGGACACCGUGGCCAGCUUCAAGGCCUUUGACCUGGGACCGCAGCCCAUGAUGGACCGCGAAGGUGUGUGUUGGCACAGGGGGAAUAGGGGGCUGGUGUGUGCUGCGAGGGGCCCCGGGCCCACCAACAACGCGGCCCGAGGAUGCCUGGGGUGGGUGUGUUUUAUGGUGCGGGUGUGGAGGGACAUGUCUGCCGUGCCAGUCCGCGGCAUGUGA
Molecule: messenger RNA, 2757 nt
Organism: Auxenochlorella protothecoides
Lineage: Eukaryota; Viridiplantae; Chlorophyta; Trebouxiophyceae; Chlorellales; Chlorellaceae
Product: Adenine/guanine permease AZG1
Exons: 7
Coding region: 1-2757 (918 amino acids)
Biological process (GO): transmembrane transport
Cellular component (GO): plasma membrane
Molecular function (GO): purine nucleobase transmembrane transporter activity
Source: RefSeq, a predicted model, not a curated record